GGCUGGACCAUCUUCGACAGACUAUACAUUAUGAAAGGGGUUCUGUAUAUAGUCUCUGACGAACCGCGGACGGUACCCGAUAUCCGUUUUAUCUACUCGAAAGGCAUAUUCACCGAACCAGGACCUGAAGCUGCCGAGACGCGCAUUCCUUCCGACGAGGAUAUCCGAAUAGUUAGCAGUAGCGAAGCGAAAAAGCUCUUUGGGACGGGGGCUCAGAUCAUGGACGGUGUAACAUGGCUUGUCAACGACCCCCCACACAUUACACACUAUUAUCAUUGGUCGGCAGAGCUAUGGUUUGGAUUUUGGCGGACUUACUCCUCCCUUGACACGGCCAUCACCUCCGAAGGAAACACGACCCUUCCCGUUGUUCGCAGACUUAUGUUCAACCAUAUUGAUGCAUUCCAUUGGCGUGACUAUGCAUUUAUGAACCAAUGGGUCGUGCGAUCUUCCUUCCCUGCCAUUACCAUGGAAUUUAUUGAUGACUGGAGAGACCGUGCGGAGAUGGGGCGUCCGUUCGUGUUCGACCGGGUCGUCAUUGCUGAUCGUUCGGCAGCAAUGCUGUCCUAUAAUUAUGCGCGAUACCAGCGGACGGCGGGCGCCCCGAUGGCACUUCCUGGGAGCGUGAACUGGUGGAUGCCGAUAAGGAACAACGUUGUUGAAUUUGCUGGUCUAGGCCCUGCCAUUGGCGGCGGUACGACGAGCGUCCCAGUCAUAACGUACAUCUCAAGACAGCAGUGGGGCAGACGUAUGCUGGUACCCGAACAUCAUGACAAGCUUGUGAAAGAGCUUUAUAAGUUGAGGGACCGAUAUGGAUAUGAAGUCAACGUUGUUAAUGCGGAGGCUAUGUCCCGCGUUGAACAAAUACAACUCGCGGCGAGGACAACCAUUAUGAUGGGAGUCCAUGGCAAUGGUCUUACGUCGCUUAUAUGGAUGAAGCCCUCGCCUAGGUCGACCGUAAUGGAGUUCUUUUACCCUCAGGGUUUCGCCCACGAUUACGAGUAUACAACGCGCGCUCUCGGAAUGGUGCACUAUGGUUUCUGGAAUUCAGAGUACUUCACUAGCCCCGCAGUACCGAUCCCAAAAUACGUUGAGGGUUUUCAAGGAAAUGCGAUCCCCCUCGACGGCGAAGUAGUCGCCCGGUUGUGCGUGGAGAGGCUGACCCUUGCGAGCGAGGUUGAUGAUUGA
Molecule: messenger RNA, 1185 nt
Organism: Laccaria bicolor S238N-H82
Lineage: Eukaryota; Fungi; Basidiomycota; Agaricomycetes; Agaricales; Hydnangiaceae
Exons: 5
Biological process (GO): protein O-linked glycosylation via mannose
Cellular component (GO): endoplasmic reticulum
Molecular function (GO): protein O-acetylglucosaminyltransferase activity
Source: RefSeq, a predicted model, not a curated record